AUGACAAAUAAUGACAAGACAGAUAAUGUCGUGCAUAAGAGAGAUUGCCAAUCAUUUGAUGCUGUGUCGAUAACUAGUGACUAUUCAAGUACCAGGUCCUCUACCCCAGAUUAUAAACAUAUCGAUUAUGACUCGUGGCUCUACAACUUAUUUAAGCCUCUAGGUAGAUUGUAUGAUCCAGGCAAAAAACGUUUAAUUGCUAUUGCUAUUGCCAUACUUAUGUUGGUCACGCUGGGGGAAAUUUCAAUACAAACUGAAGGACAAAAAGAAAUUGUAAUUAAAGAGAAUGAGAAUAACCUCUACCAAGAAUUGUACAGUCCAACGGAAGACACGGAAGGAACUGUGGAAGGAGAUGAAAUAGAGUCUAUGCUUGAUUCGGAGCUCGAUGAAGAUGAUAGAAAAUACCGUGAUGUUGUAGGAGCCAAAGCUAUGAUGAGAGGUGUUAAUGUCAAACAUAGGAUUGAUAAUCAGGAAUUUUUCAGAUUGGCAAUCCCAAAUGAUAUAAAACAGAACAGAACAAUAUUUUAUGAUAAGACUCUGAGUAGUUAUUAUGGCAAUAUUGAUACAGAUAAAUUUGUUGAUACUAAUGAUGAAAAGAACUGUGACCUUUACAAAUUUGAAGAAAAGAUCUCUUAUAUGAAUAGGCGAAGAAAUAUUAGUCCCAAUUUAAAGAAGGUUAGGCAACUGCUAUUGGAUGAAAACUCACCACGUUCAAAAUUUAUUAAACAGAUCGCGCAAAAAAAGGGAUAUAAUGAUACAAUGGCAGUUGAGCGUCAGUUCUUUACGACGACCACAUCUAUUUUAUGGCUUGAACAACAUGUAUGUUAUAUUUCAUUCACUGGUGUCGUUAUAUCUGAAGCUGAAGAUGUGAAUAAACCAUCGCUAACAGUAAUUAGUAGUCAAGCCUUUGACGAUCAAUGGAAGGAGAUAGAGAAAGAUAUUGGCUUCAUUGAUGAAAAAAUUCCAGAUUCAUUAUCUGAGGCCUUCAAAAGAAUCGAAUCGGAGUAUGACGCUAACAAGAACUGUGAUGAUGAGGCCAAUAAUGUAGAAAAGGAUUGUCUGAAUAAUAUGAAAUGUGAUAUAAAAGAUAAGGAAAAGAAAAAAGAGUGUGAAAACAACCAUAAAAAAGCAUGUGACAAAAAAAAAGAGGAUAAGAAAUCUGCUUGUAAGCUGCUGGUCAGCAAAAACAAAAAAUUGGCAGAUGAAGAAAAGAAGGCUAUCAAGACCAAUUUUUACGCCCUAUAUCCAAUGAUACUUGACGUUCCUACUGAAACUAAUACAGCACCAACAGGUUUUAAGAGACUAAGUGCAACAUUACGUGAAACAGAUGACGGUGUUAUUGAACCACUGUUAACGUAUCAAUUUGAGGAAACCUUGACAUCAAAUAUAUAUUAUGCCUUGCCACACAGAAAGUAUACUUCUUCCGGGACAUUGAAGGUUGAAAUGCCAUCUUUGAGAUCAAGAAAUGGUUAUUGGAUACCUUUUACUAAAGCCAUAGAUAUGGGUACUAAACAAACUGUAGGGCAUGUACACCUGAUCUCUAAUAAGCUGCCUUUGGUAACUGCAAAGUGUUCAUUUGAUAAAGGUGAAUGUUUUGUUCUGUAUAAUUCUAGGGAUACAGAUAAAAAUGAUGACAAUUCUGAAAUUAAUCUCCUUGAUGCAGGUACAAAUUUUAUAGAGAUUCCAUCGGUUGUUCCACGUGUGAAAAAUAGACAUAUUUGGGUUGGAAUGAACGAGAUACACAUACCACUUUCUGAACAUAAUAAGGAAGUAAGAAGACCAGUGAUAUCUGUUUUAGAGGAACAGGAGGGUACGUUUAAUAUAUUUUCAUAUUCAAACCCAUUGAGCUUUUCUCUGAUGGAACCUAUUGAAUUUCAUAAUAAUUCUACACUUACCCAUGAUAUUUGGACUCCUUACUCUAUAAUAUCAUGGAGUGUUAGGAAUCAAACAGCGGAUACUUUAGAUUUCGAAGAUUAUAUGCAAAUUGCAUUUGGUCAUAAUACAAAGAAUACCUCUGUUGUGACCUUGAAAGGGUAUUUGAACUUCCUCUUGAAAUCGUUUCGAAGUGAAAAAGUCGAAGAGGAUUUGAUAAGCUAUAAAAAUCAAAAUCAGCUGGAUGAACAUUUUAUGUGUUCAUACCGUGAUAGUUUAAAAGUAGCUCAAAGUUAA
Molecule: messenger RNA, 2169 nt
Organism: Nakaseomyces glabratus
Lineage: Eukaryota; Fungi; Ascomycota; Saccharomycetes; Saccharomycetales; Saccharomycetaceae
Gene: BMT7
Product: BMT7
Molecular function (GO): mannosyltransferase activity
Source: RefSeq, a predicted model, not a curated record